UUCGUAAAGAUGAGUCCGAAGUACACUCAGACGUUCGGGAAAAGCUGGGAAUAUUUAGCCGAGUUUAAAGAUUGGCUAAAUAAGAAUAAGGCAUAUAGUUUGUUUUGCAAAUGUGAGAUGAUAGCAAAGUUGCGUGACUUGCGUAAUAAUUUUUGGAAUGCUAAAUGUGAAAGCUUCGUGACAUUUUCAACGGUUGCUCCAAAGUUGGUGAUACCGGGAAAUGCACAGUCAGUGGUACUGAGGGAAGUUCGUAUUUGUUUCACAUCAUACGCCAUUUAUAGCUAUGGAUCACGCCUUGUUGAAGUCUAAGAAAUACUAUCUAGACUUCCUGAUAAUUUUGAGAUAUUGCGCCAAAUGUCCCUUUGUUGUAAAGCAAUCCUAUCAGUGACAUUGCAGUUUUUCAUCAUGAUGUUGAAAAUGUGAAGAAAAAGGCAUUAUAUGAAUUAGGUAGCUAAGGCUGUACCUACAUACCAAUCGUCACUUCCUUAUUCGAAUGCAGAAGUUGAGAGGCUUUCAGCCAACCGUUAAAAUCUGUUGAUGGAGCGUUUUCAAUUCGAAGAAGUUCAAGAAGAUUAGGAAAGGACUGUUAUACAAAUAUCUUCCCAAAGUGAUCGGCAAGUAAUUCCAGACAGUUCAACAAGACCAUCUUCCAUGGAGACGGAGGAGGACCACAAUGAAGACAAUUUUUCUUCGUCAGUAGAUUUUUAAGAUAUUUCAUUGAGGUGUCAGCUAGGACACAUUUUAAAAUAACGAAAAGGAGUGACUAUGCAUAAAGGGUCUCCAUGGUUACCAGAAGGAAAUUGGGACUGCCCAGGUGAUGGAGGAUCUCAGCAGUGGGGGCCUCCACCCCCGGUUGGGAUAAGUCCUCCUGUUGGCCCUCCCCCCACAGUGGGACUUCCGUACUCAGAUGGCAUGCAUCAGUGGACAGCACCUCCUAAUGCUGGCCCAGUUCCUCCAGUUGGGCCUCCACCCCCCUUAGGACCUACCCCUCCUAUAGGCCCCCCUAUUACAGCAGGAGCACCUCCUCCACUAGGCCCCCCACCGCCAACGCCCUCUGGACCUCCACCCCCACCGCCUGGAGCUCCACCACAUACAUUUAGUCACUCCAUGCCCAGUGCUAAUGCAGGUGUAAAACAGCCCUCAGGGUAUCAUGGUCAGCAGUCAUACCCAGCCCCAGCUGACUUCUAUUCUGCCUCAGUAAAUCAAAACUUGCCCCAUUAUGAUGCUCAGCACAGUUUUCCACCUGUGCCUGUAGCUCAUGGUCCUCCUCCAAGAUUACCUGGUCCUGCUCCAGAUGCUUCCCAUUAUAUGGGCAGUGAGAGUAUGGGCCAUGCCCCAGCUUAUUAUUCUUACCCUCCCCCUCAAGUUGCCCCUCCCUAUAAUUCUGGAUGCUACGAUGAUGGUGGCUAUGCUUGGCCUGCACAUCCUACAUACUCAUCUGAGUUCUCUCAGAAUGGUUCUACUACUGUAGCCCCUCGAAGUAAUGGGAGCAAAGAAGGGUGGGAUGGUAGUGAGUGGGGGAUUGGUGGACACUGGGAGUCUAAACACAGACCAUACUCAAAGGAAGCAGGUGCCAAAUCAUCCAGUGAAAGGCCACGAGACUCUUCAAGACAAAGUUACAGAGAGGGAGAUCGUGGGAGAGAGGAUCAUAGCUCUUCUGCUAGCAGUCAAGAGAAUUGUAAAUAUUCUUCGAGGUACAAAAGUGACCGUGGAAGUAGAGAAUCCUCUUAUCACAAAGAUGACCAUUACAGUCGUGGAAGAUACUCUGGGGGAAAUGAUAGGUGGCAUCACGGUCAGGAUGACAGUCGGGUGAGGAGGUCGCACUCCAGGAGUUCUCCAGCACCAUCUUCCAGAAAGAGCUUUUCCAGCAGGCAUCCCUCUCCUCUUAGGAAGAGAGAGGGGGAAGCAAGUGAUAGGCAUGAUAGAGAACGCAGUUCAGGACGUUCGAGGAGUCCAGUAAGGCGUUCCCUAGGAAUGUCUUUGUCACGAUCACCUGAGAGGAAGAAAUUACGCAUGGUGAAAGAAUCGUCAGAGGAGGGGUCGUACAGCAGCAGCAGCAGCAAGAGAAAAUCAAGUUCAUUGAACCCAUCGGUGAAAAGUGAGAUAAAAAAUAGUACUCAUGUAUCAAGUAGCAAUGUGUCAAGUAGCAAAGUGAGCGAAGAAAUUACUGCUGAAGACCUCCAAGAGGAAGAUGAUGGUAAAGAUUCUUGGGUUCGUUCAGCUCCUGCUGAUCUACAUUACCAGCGGGACAAAAAAAACCCAUUUGUCAUGUGUGCCACCAAAAGAUUGCAGACAUUGUGCACCAGUGUUGAAGAGAAACUGCUGAAACGAGCACAAAGAGUGAGAGAAGAAAAAGCUAAACAAAGAAAAGAUAAAGGGGAAACACUUUCAUCAGGUUGUAGCAAGGAGUGCAUUAUCACUACUGAAGCAUCUAAAAACAAGGAAUGUGAGGAGACAGGGAAAGUUCUGAGUCGAGAACUGACCAGUCGUCUAAUGAAAACUUACAGAAGAAUGUGAGCGAAGGAAAUGU
Messenger RNA from Macrobrachium nipponense, 2530 nucleotides. RefSeq names its product SR-related and CTD-associated factor 4-like. The coding region runs from base 766 to 2517 and encodes 583 amino acids. NCBI's taxonomy places the organism in Eukaryota, Metazoa, Arthropoda, Malacostraca, Decapoda, Palaemonidae. The transcript is spliced from 7 exons. The record is from RefSeq and is a predicted model, not a curated record.